Messenger RNA from Micropterus dolomieu (smallmouth bass), 7119 nucleotides. RefSeq names its product leucine rich repeat containing 7 (gene lrrc7). Lineage: Eukaryota; Metazoa; Chordata; Actinopteri; Centrarchiformes; Centrarchidae. Gene Ontology annotation, biological process: neurotransmitter receptor transport, endosome to postsynaptic membrane; neurotransmitter receptor transport postsynaptic membrane to endosome. Gene Ontology annotation, molecular function: protein binding. The coding region runs from base 490 to 5568 and encodes 1692 amino acids. The record is from RefSeq and is a predicted model, not a curated record. Gene Ontology annotation, cellular component: postsynaptic membrane; postsynaptic density; adherens junction. The transcript has 34 exons.
UCCAUCUUCAUCCAUCUCUCUCUCUCUCUUCCUCUCUUUCUUCCUCUCUCUCUCUUCCUCUCUCUCUCGCUCUCUCUACGGGGGAUAGAUGGGAGGAGACGCUCUUGCUGAAUGUGUUUUCCCUGCAGCGGGGGUUUACGGUUACGGAGAGGAAGAAAAAGAAGAAGGGCACCGCUCAGAGACUCGGUCACGGAUCCGUUCAUUCGGUGUGAUUUUCAUAACCGCACACUGACCUUUCUCUUUACCGGUGUGCCCGCGUAUUGGCAUCUUUCUUUUUUCUUUUUUUUCCCAUGAAGGCGGAGCGAGGCAUCUUACCCGGGGGUACUAAAGAUGCAGCUGGUAGUGCGGGUACCUGUCCUGGUUUCACACCGGCUCGGUUCGUCCCGGUAGACUGAUCCUGUCCGGUGCUGCGGUGUCCAUAGGGGCCACCAGAGUGAUUUAAAAAAGAAAACAAAAGAAAAACAGGAUCCGCCACCAGCAGCCUGACCGAUGGAUAACUACUCUACUUUACAACUGCAGUGUCUGGAAAUGACCACUAAGCGGAAGCUGAUUGGCCGGCUGGUGCCGUGCCGUUGUUUCCGUGGUGAAGAGGAAGUGAUCUCGGUGUUGGACUACUCCCACUGCAGCCUGCAGCAGGUCCCCAAGGAAAUCUUCAGCUUCGAGAGAACUCUGGAGGAGCUCUACCUAGAUGCCAACCAGAUUGAGGAACUACCCAAGCAACUCUUCAACUGCCAGGCCUUGAAGAAGCUGAGCAUGCCCGAUAACGACCUGUCCAACUUGCCCACCACCAUCGCCAGUUUGGUUAACCUCAAAGAGCUGGACAUCAGUAAAAACGGUAUCCAGGAGUUUCCAGACAAUAUAAAAUGCUGUAAAGGCCUGUCUGUGGUGGAGGCCAGUGUCAACCCUAUCACCAAACUCCCAGAUGGUUUUACGCAGCUCCUGAAUCUGACCCAGCUCUUCUUAAACGAUGCCUUCUUGGAGUAUCUGCCGGCUAACUUCGGCAGACUCUCCAAACUACGGAUCCUGGAGCUGAGAGAGAACCACCUGAAAACCAUGCCAAAGUCCAUCCACAGACUGACACAGUUGGAGAGGUUGGAUCUGGGUAGCAAUGAAUUCACUGACAUGCCGGAGGUGUUGGAACAGAUCCACAACCUGAAAGAGCUUUGGCUGGAUAACAACUCUCUACAGUCUAUACCAGGGUCAAUAGGAAAACUUCGUCAGCUACGGUACUUGGACUUAGCUAAGAAUCGCAUUGAGACGUUGGACACGGAUAUUUCAGGCUGCGAGGCCUUAGAAGACCUGCUGCUAUCCUCCAACAUGCUACAGCACCUCCCUGACACUAUAGGAAUGUUGAAGAAGCUGACAACAUUGAAGGUAGAUGACAACCAGCUGACCUCACUGCCUAACACCAUAGGGAGUGCGAAGCCAAAGCAAGGUCUGUCUCUAUUGGAGGAGUUGGACUGUAGUUGUAAUGAGUUGGAGUCGUUGCCUCCCACUAUCGGCUACCUGCACAGCCUGAGGACCUUCGCUGCUGACGAGAACUUCCUCACAGAGCUGCCCCGGGAGAUUGGUAACUGUAAGAACGUGACGGUAAUGUCACUGCGGUCCAACAAACUGGAGUUUCUUCCUGAUGAGAUUGGACAGAUGACCAAACUAAGAGUCCUCAACCUUAGUGACAACAGGUUAAAGAAUCUACCGUUUACCUUUACUAAGCUGAAGGACCUGGCAGCUCUCUGGCUUUCUGACAAUCAGUCCAAGGCUCUGAUCCCACUGCAGACAGAAGCCCACCCUGAAACCAAACAGAAGGUUUUGACCAACUACAUGUUUCCUCAGCAACCGCGACAUGAUGAGGAUUACCAGUCGGACAGUGACAGUUUUAAUCCUACUCUGUGGGAGGAGCAGAGACAGCAGAGGAUGACUGUGGCCUUUGACUUUGAGGACAAGAAAGAAGAGGAAGACAACUCUGGGAAGGUCAAGGUGGAGAUAAACCUAAAGCGCUACCCAACACCCUACCCUGAGGACCUUAAGAACAUGGUCAAGUCAGUUCAAAGCCUUGUGGGUAAAAGCGUACAUGCGGGACACGGGCACCAACACCAACACCAACACCAACACCAGCACCAGCACCAGCACCAGCUGAGCACAGGCACUGCCACCUCGGCAGGAACCAACAUGGAACACACACACCUCAGCAAAGAACAAUACGAGCCACCGUGGCCCCUGCCUCCCAAAGAGGUCACAGACAGAGAGAUGCAGGACUUCUCUCAGACUCAGCUAAUGGAUCAGGGAUCAAUGCAUAACUCUGGCAUCGACAUUCCCAAGAGGAAGGACAAAGAGGACCUGACAGAGAGCUCUGAGGACUCGAUGGGCGGCUCUCCCAACGACAUCCGUAUAUCUGACAUGAGGCCCACCCUGGUGGAGCCACCUAUGUACAAGCCAAAGGUUGUGCUGCUGGGGAAGGACAAGAAAGAGUCUACAGAUGAGGAGGUGGAUAAGCUUCACUGUCUGAACCACAGCGGCUCCUCAGCCACCUACUCCGACUACUCCCCCUCGCAGGGCUCCUCCGGUUCCUCCAACCCACCCGCCAACGCACACUCGCACACACACACUCACACACACCAACACACUCAAGCCCUGCCGGCUCCCAGCAAGGACCAGGCCCCUCAGACACACUGGACCAACAGACUGGCUCAGUCGUUUCCCAAGCCCAUUGACUCAAAGCCCCUGCUAUCUCAGAGAGAAACCCCUCCAUCAGGAACCCUGCAGCAGCGUGGGGAUCGGCGUCCACUGAGUGAACCUUUUGAUUGGUCUGAGGCCCCUCACUAUGACAACACAGGUUUUGAUGCUGAGGAGUCUCCUCUGGACAAUCAAUCCUCUACUACGAGUCAGGGAAACCCGCCACUGGGCUCCAAACCCCGCAGCCAGUCAACACACGGGCGCCGCCCUCUCCUCAGGCAAGAACGUAUCGUAGGAGUUCCUCUGGAGCUGGACACUCAGACGCUCCCCUUCCACGGCAACCAACGCUCAACUCCAGACAAUGACCCACAAUCCUCUGGCCAUCCUUCCCAAAAUCCUUGGCAGAACUGGACUAGAACCCCCAGCCCGCUGGAGGACCGAACCGCUUUUCCUUCCAAACUGGACCUGACGCCCACUUCCAGCCCCAACCCUGAUCGCAAGGACAUGGAUUCAAGACUGGAACAAGGCACAGGACCUUUGCCCGGCAGCUGGACAUACCACAACAAUCAGGGGGAACAGAACAGGAAGGAUCAACUGAAUGUCAUUGGGGGCAACAAGGUAACCGUGGUAAUGAGUAAAAGCUCGGACCGCUUGUCCCCCAUGAUGAGGGAGACGAGAUCCAAGUUUAAGAAGUCACAGAGCAUCGAUGAGAUUGACAUCGGCUCAUACAAGGUCUACAGUAUUCCCGUGGACAGCUACAGUUCAUCCAUUGAGCAGCAGACUAGUUUGGACCGUCAAGAUUUGCCUGGUUCUAUGGAGCAGACCAGCAUGGCACGGUCACAGUCUGCCCCCAUGUUAGACGAUGAGUUGGGCUACCCGGGACACGGAGCCAGCAACCAGAACCAGUCGGGACAGAACCAAAAACCUGCCAUCCCACACAAGGCCUACCAUUUUGACCACAACUACAACCCCCAGGUGACCAUGGACCGUCGGGUCCCUCCCCCCUUCCCCAACACACCAGAUUAUGUCAACCACUCAUCGAAGGCCUUGGAGUACAUCAAUCAACCAGGGAAGACAUUACCCAAGGAGUUGGUGAGCCCUCGAUAUCGUGCAUAUCCACCACUGGAGAUGUUUUCUUUCCCCCAAUCGCCAAUCAACCAGGAUGGACCGCCCAGCCAGCAGCAGCAUCCAAUCCCAACACAGCGCUCCAGGCCAGGGUUUUUGCGGAGAGCAGAUUCAUUGGUGAGCUCUACAGAGCUUGCUUUGUUCCGCAGAGUCCAUGAAGCCCAGCAGGAGGCGCUGCAGGAAGCUCAGUACAGACAGCAGGCGGACCCCCCUCUUUAUGGUCGGGCUCUUGUCUACUCCAGCCCCAUGGAGCACUCUGCUCUCACCAAUAUGGCCGACAGCCAGAGCCAGAUGCUGCACAACAAGAGAAAUGGUCGCUACGAUGACGACUAUCCCACCUACCAGGAACAGAAGAAGCCCAUGAUUGGUUAUCCGACCAAGAGCCUGACUCAGCGCCGCCCGCUGUCUGCCAGGAGCUACAGUACUGAGACCUACGGAGCAUCUCAGGCACGUCCAGUGUCAGCUCGUCCCACCAUGGCUGCCCUGCUGGAGAAAAUGCCCCCUGACUAUGCUCUGGCAACCUGCCCUGAGAAACCAACUGAUGACACCAUCAAAGUAAGACCUGUCGUACCACAGAAACCUGAAGACAUCACCUCCAGGAUGCCUGCCGAUUGGAGGCAACAGCUACUUAGGCACAUAGAAGCCAAACGAUUGGACAGGAGUGGUGUCCUAAAGCACAACACGCUCACGCUGGGCAUGCUCUGUCAGGGCGGGGGUCACGGCCAGGGGCGCAGCAGCACUUUGAACUUUAACCUUUACAAUAACACUAAGCAUGAGCCCCCUGCUGGCCGCUGGCUGCCACUACCUCCUCCUCCGUCUGCUAACGCUACCCCAUCUCAGCAGGCUGCCAUGCUGGAUAAUGACCAGGAGGGGGUGUCAGGGAGCAACCAGUGGGCUCCCUACUCACUUGGGAGGAGGGAUGUCCCACCUGACAACCUCAUGAAAAAGAGUGCCCACUCCCAUAACCCUUCGCAUCAAUCACACAACACACACAUGAUCGCCACUUCCUCUUCCUCCUCCUCGUCCACUACGCCCCAUCGUGUGGUCGGGCAGCAGGGCUACGAUGGCAUGAUGAAUAAAGGCCAAUACCAACCAGGGAUGCCCUUGUCAGUGGUUCCUUCUGGGGGGCCGGGGCAGUACCAAAGCACCAUGCCUCAAGGCCUUCCUGCUCCUGGACAGGCUUACCCUAGCUCCGGCCUGCCCAUGGCCCUGUCCCCGUCUGGGAACCAGCCCCAGUACAACCCCCAUACUUCCCACUCCUCCCAUCAGCCAGCCACCAACCCCCAGUACCACAGCAGCCAGGGCAUGGUCCAUAGCAACCAGGUUAUCAUGACCCAUACCAACCCACGUCCUCAGAGCGCUCGCUGCCUGUUGCAGACUAAAGGCCAGAAGAGCACGGAUGGUUUCCAGGAACAGUUGUGUGUAAGAAUAGAGAAGAACCCUGGUCUUGGUUUCAGUAUCUCUGGUGGCAUCAGUGGCCAGGGGAACCCCUUCAAACCCUCCGACAUGGGUAUCUUUGUUACUAGGGUACAGCAUGACGGGCCCGCCGCCUCUGCCCUGCAGCCCGGGGACAAGAUACUGCAGGCCCAAAGCAUCAGAGCUUUACCUCUUUGUGGCCCAGAUCUGAUCUGCACACAGUGGGAGCAGUGUGAAAACUGUUUCUUAACAUUUGGUAACCAUCACCUCUGGGGAAGUGUCCUGACCUCUGGCCUCCCUGUGGAAAGCAAUGAGAGAAAAGAGAAUGUCCCUACAAGAAUCAGUAAGGUAUAACACACAGUGUUAGUGUCUUAAUGGGUAAAUCUGUAGUGAAUCAGAGUUUCCCUUUUUAGACAAUCAGGGAAAGAUCUGCUCUGCGUCACAAGACUUUUGUUUAAACUUGAAAUUUCAGUGUAACUUUUGUAACCUGAAGAGAUGCUCAUUGACUCUAGGUGGACAACUUAGUUGAUGAAUGUUAAAAAUUAUAUGUGGAUAGAGUCAGAUAGUAUUUGGAAUAUGACAUUAAGAAGAGCAGGGAAACAAAGAAAAGUAGACUCAGAUGUAGAAACUGAGCGUUUUUUGGAGCCAUGUCAAUGUGGCUUUGGCCAUGCUUCAGAAAUUGUACUGGCAUGACAAAAGUAACCACAGAAAAAGAGCGAAGAGGUUCAUUUUCUGUCUUUGUGUAAAUGCAACACAUGUCUUGAAGACUUUUCAUGACAGGGAGUUUUGUUCUGUUCUGUAUAACAUCUGAUGUUUCAUUCAGAGCAAAACAACAUCCUUCACUGUCCUUUGCUUUUACUUGACAUGACAGUGUCAUCCUGUGCCCAUUUUGUGUCAACUCUUUUAAUAAGAGUUAGAAUUUAGUUAAUUCAAUAUAAGGGACACAAAAUGACACAGUUUAGUCAUGUGGUUGAGAGAUCUUAACCACAGGUACUCACCUAACCCUAUUUAGAGUUUUAGUUUGAAUCAAAGAUAUUGUGAUGAGAACAGAGAAAAAGGUUUGAUAAUAUAAUUAUUUUUUACUACAUGUUUCAGGUAAUUCUUUCUAAAUAUAUUGAUAUACCUUAGCUUUGCUCAAAAAUUGUGAUAUUUUAUAAUAAUGACACUUAUAACAAAGUUAUGGAUGGAAGUACGCACAGUAUGACUUGGAGACCUACACAUGUACUAUCCAAAACUGUAUAAAAUGUAUUUCUACUGUAAUUGUGAAUUUGUGUUAUACAAAUAUAUAUUAUAUAUAUAUGUAUAUGACUAUAAAAACAGUCAUUUUCUAUGUGUUUAAACUACAUAAGAGCUGAACAAAUGGAGGACGGUGUCACUGUACAUAGCUGUGAAUGAAAUCCAAUUUAAAAUGACUCAUAUUGAUUGUGAAUGUACUCAUGCUUUCUGCAGUACCUACACCUACCCAACUUGAAUGCUGCUUCUUCUGUUGUGUGACAAAAAGUACUUUGACCUCCGAAAAAGAGAACCGCUGUAAAGUUAUAAGUUGGACAAAUUUUAGUGACGAUUUAACAAAACUAUUUAUUUCUUUAUUUAUUUGCACAUGCAAGUUGAACUCCUUCCAGUUUUAAGUUUGAGUAUUAAUGCGGAGAAAUGUAAUUGCAGAAGUAUAUAUAAUAUAUAUCAUGUGUUUAGAAUGCAUUUUGCAGAUGCUAUCUGUACAUACUAUUUAAGAUACAGUUUUUACAAAAAAUAAUAUAUGUAUAAAAUUGAAAAAAUGCUGUGCAGCGAUUAUACUGGAGCCAUUUUGGGCUUUGGGACGUACCAUUUUUUCAGUAUAUAAGAAGUGUUUUGAAUAAUGUACUAAAGUCUCUAUUGUACAAAUAAUAAAAAUGUCACUAUUGGUAA